AUGAACAAGGUGUCGAAAACGAGUGUGGCUUCUUUGGUGGAGCUCAAUAUGCUCACUGUUCUAGGGGGAUUCAAUGCUCACGCCAGCAAUAUUGUUUCUACUGUGUUCUUAGCCACUGGUCAAGGCCCAGCUAAACUCGUCGCCCCCAACAAGGUCUCAGCGUUUAUUCCUGAUCCAGCACGAGUUUAUGGCUGUCGGGUCCUUGAACUGACCAAGAAUGGCAUCAGUGAAGAUGACGCCAUGUCUGUAGCUAAUAUGGAGUAUCUUGCAGAGAGAAAGGAAAAGAAGAAAGCAUACAUACGUCUAAAGGAGCUUGCUGUACUGCAAGACAAGGCUCCUCCUCCUAAACCGUAUCUUAGUCCAAAAAGGAGAUGCAAACUCAAGAGAAGAAACCACUUACGGAUCCUCCUAGCGUUCGCAGGACAAACCUGGAGGAGGAAGUGCUAA
Messenger RNA from Eruca vesicaria subsp. sativa (arugula), 447 nucleotides. The record is from the annotation of a GenBank genome assembly. NCBI's taxonomy places the organism in Eukaryota, Viridiplantae, Streptophyta, Magnoliopsida, Brassicales, Brassicaceae.